AACGUUAUACAAUAAAAGGGUGGCUGUCUUCUUUAUCUUGUCAAUUUCGAAGCGAGAAGGGGGAGAAAAUGGAGGCACUGAUUUGCAGGAAACUGGGUGAUCCGGCCGUGCUGGCGUCAGAUCCCCCAGCUGUAUUGAGCAAGAGUGAACCGAUACCACAACUGAACUCGCCGACUGCGGUGAGGGUACGAGUGAGAGCAACCAGCUUGAACUACGCCAAUUAUCUCCAGAUUCUGGGCAAAUACCAAGAAAAGCCUCCUCUCCCUUUCAUCCCCGGCUCCGAUUAUUCAGGCGUCGUCGAAGCCGUCGGCACCGCCGUCUCCAAAUUCAAGGUUGGGGAUCGCGUUUGCUCCUUCGCUGCCCUCGGCUCCUUUGCUCAGUUCAUUGUCGCCGAUCACUCCGACCUGUUUCUGUUACCGGAGGGAUGUGAUUUGGUGGCUGCUGCUGCACUACCUGUGGCAUUUGGGACUUCCCAUGUAGCUCUUGUUCAUAGAGCUCAAUUAGGUUCUGGUAAGGUAUUGCUGGUUCUUGGUGCCGCAGGAGGGGUCGGUCUUGCAGCUGUGCAGAUUGGCAAGGUCUGUGGUGCCAUAGUUAUUGCAGUAGCAAGGGGUGCUGAAAAGGUGAAUUUUUUGCGCUCCUUGGGAGUGGAUCAUGUGGUGGACUUGAGUAGCGAAUCUGUGACUUCAAGCAUCAAGGGUUUCCUCAAGGCAAAGAAGCUUAAAGGGGUUGAUGUUUUGUAUGAUCCUGUUGGUGGAAAGCUCACCAAAGAAACUAUGAAGCUUUUGAAUUGGGGUGCUCAGAUUUUGGUCAUUGGCUUUGCCAGUGGUGAAAUCCCUGUCAUCCCUGCAAAUAUUGCUUUGGUCAAGAACUGGACCGUGCAUGGACUAUAUUGGGGAAGUUACAAAAUUCAUCAACCAAAUGUGCUCGAGGAUUCCAUUAUGGAGCUACUCUCUUGGAUGGCAAAAGGCUUGAUCACAAUCCAGAUUUCUCAUACUUACUGUCUGUCAGAGGCUAGUCUGGCUUUUGCUGCUAUUAAAGAGAGGAAAGCAAUUGGGAAGGUGUUGAUUGCCUUUGAUGAAGAUGCAAGAUCUAAGCUUUAACUUGACAAAGAUACAGCCAGAGUGGGUUGGAGACAUGUUCACCAUAAAGCCGAAAUAAGAAAGGAUGUUUAUUGGCAAUAAGGGAGUUGCAAGCUAUGUACUUAGCAGAGUGAAUGCUGAAUUGUUAUGUUUGAAACAAAUAGGAACUUCCUUGAGCAAAUCAAAUUACAGCUUUAAUAUUGUAGCAAGAUUUCUGCUACGCUGCUUAUUAACAUUAGCAAGCUAUUUGUAUAGCAAUGUUUCUUAUGAUAUGUACUACAAAGUUGAUCCUUUA
Tripterygium wilfordii is the source of this 1374-nucleotide messenger RNA. Its product is annotated as quinone oxidoreductase-like protein 2 homolog. Gene Ontology annotation, molecular function: zinc ion binding; oxidoreductase activity. The record is from RefSeq and is a predicted model, not a curated record. NCBI's taxonomy places the organism in Eukaryota, Viridiplantae, Streptophyta, Magnoliopsida, Celastrales, Celastraceae. The transcript has 5 exons. The coding region runs from base 69 to 1100 and encodes 343 amino acids.